AAAAAAAAAACCAAACCCCCCCCAAAACUCCUGGGGAUGGGAAUUCCUGGAGCCUCCAGAGGGUGAAACGCGCUGGCAGCAUCUGCUCCCCGCCCCGUUCGUGGGACCCUAUUCAUGUCACGGGGCUUUUCAGGGCCAAGAUGGAUUCCUGGGCCGGGCACUGUUGUUGUGAGCUCUCUCCUAACCUUUCAGGUCAUCUCGGGCCCGGCAGCUGGACAGGGGCCGUGCCGUGGCCUGGGGGUGCCAAUGUUCUGCCCGAGGGCCGUCAGGAGCCUGGUAGCCCGAGAAGAUGCAGAAGAGCUCCUACUACGACGGCUCCGCGCUCUUCGGGCCUUUCUCCUACGGCGCCGGCGCCAACGGCUUCGGCUACGAGGGCGCCCAGCCGCCCUUCCAGCCCGUCCCCCAGGCCGAGGGCGACUUCCAGAGAUCCUCCUGCUCCCUGCAGUCCCUGGGCGGCAGCGCGGCCAAGGGUAAAGAGCUCAACGGCGGCUGCGCCCGGCCGGCCUCGCCCGACGACGGCGCCGGGAAAAGCGCGGCCGGGAAAGGCGACCCGGGCAUCUCCAAGCAGAUCUUCCCCUGGAUGAAGGAGUCCAGGCAGAACUCCAAGCAGAAGAACGGCUCCCCCGGGGGGGCAGAAAGCUGCAGCGAGAAAAGCCCCCCGGGCUCCUCGGCCUCCAAGAGGGCGCGCACGGCCUACACCAGCGCCCAGCUGGUGGAGCUGGAGAAGGAGUUCCACUUCAACCGCUACCUGUGCCGGCCGCGGCGCGUGGAGAUGGCCAACCUGCUGAACCUCAGCGAGCGCCAGAUCAAGAUCUGGUUCCAGAACAGGAGGAUGAAAUACAAGAAGGAUCAGAAAUCCAAAGGCGCCGGCUCUUCCUCCGGGGGCCCCUCGCCGGCCGGCAGC
Ficedula albicollis (Collared flycatcher) is the source of this 904-nucleotide messenger RNA. Its product is annotated as homeobox protein Hox-B3-like. The annotation marks the transcript as partial. The transcript is spliced from 2 exons. The record is from RefSeq and is a predicted model, not a curated record. Gene Ontology annotation, cellular component: nucleus. Lineage: Eukaryota; Metazoa; Chordata; Aves; Passeriformes; Muscicapidae. Gene Ontology annotation, biological process: regulation of transcription by RNA polymerase II. Gene Ontology annotation, molecular function: RNA polymerase II cis-regulatory region sequence-specific DNA binding; DNA-binding transcription factor activity, RNA polymerase II-specific.